Molecule: messenger RNA, 231 nt
Organism: Sphenostylis stenocarpa
Lineage: Eukaryota; Viridiplantae; Streptophyta; Magnoliopsida; Fabales; Fabaceae
Source: the annotation of a GenBank genome assembly
AUGAAGAAGAGAGGAGAAAGGGAUGGCAUAGAUUUUAAGGGAGGGUGUUGGGGUCCAUUGAGGUGGAAGGAGCAUGUGCCAUACAAUUUGGUGUUUGGGAAAACACAGGAUAAUUGGGGUAAAGAUGAGAUAGGUUCAGGUGUCGAGGAGCCCAAAGAUGAACGGGCCGACGGAGUGGGGCCCAACGAGGAAGGCACGGAAGGUUUGAAAGAAAGGAAGAGAGUUGAGUAG